AUGCUAAAGGGUAUAUUUUCAAUAAGAACAUUAUAUUUUAAUUAUGAGUAUAAUCUUUCUAAUCCCUUCGAUAAAGUAAUGGGCAAUAACUCUCAAUUUAACGCUUAAUAAAAGACAAGCGAAGGACUCUACUAUUACAGAAUUCCAAAUCAUAGUUUUUUUUUGUAUAUAAUUUGGAACACAUCAAAUUUGAAUUAAUUUUAAACUACGAAUCUACCAGCCUUCCAAUAUUGGUAAAAUAUAUUCAUAAUUAAAUGUGUCUUGAUUAGAUAUUGCAAACUGAAUCAAUAGUCUGAUGGCUUUCUAAUUUUUGUGAGUCGAAGAGAGACUCUCAGAUCAGGAAGAAAAUUUAUGUAAAGAGGGUGUAUUUAAGAUAGGAAUUGCACUAAUUUUGCAGAAAAUCAAUCAAUAUUAAUACUCAAUAGAUAAGAGUCUAAAGAUAUAUAUUCAUUGUUAGACUAGAGGAUCAAUGCCAUUUUAUUUUUAAUAAUAACCAACCUUAAAUUGACAAUAAUAAUUAAACUUUUUAUCUAAAAUACAUUAAUUUUAGACAGGAGUUGCAACAACUAAUUACAUGAAUCUUUAGAUAGAACUAAUAUAGUUUAAUCAGUUGUUAGUAGAAAUUUCUUAUUAAAUAUUUUGAAUUAGGCAAAUGUCAUUCAUACAUUAACUGGGGAGGGAUUAAAAGUAUUGCCUAAUGAGCUUGAACAAAUAUUUAGAGAGAAAUGGUCCAAAUAAUGCCGAUAUAUUAAGUUUCUUAUAUAAAGGAAUUGGGCAUUGAAGACUGAUUAUACCAGAGUUGGUAAACGAACCUUUUUGGGCUUUUUUUAGAUGGCAAAAAUGCAUAACAUAGAUAUUAUAUUAAUAAUUUUGUUGAAGCUUAUAUUUAAGUAAUACUAUAUUAAGAUUAUAGAAUUGCAUUUAUUUGACAUUAAGAAAAUUAAAGGCGGAUAAAAUUGA
Messenger RNA from Paramecium tetraurelia, 960 nucleotides. RefSeq lists its product as uncharacterized. Gene Ontology annotation, biological process: phosphatidylinositol dephosphorylation. NCBI's taxonomy places the organism in Eukaryota, Ciliophora, Oligohymenophorea, Peniculida, Parameciidae. The transcript has a single exon. Gene Ontology annotation, molecular function: phosphatidylinositol-4-phosphate phosphatase activity. Gene Ontology annotation, cellular component: endoplasmic reticulum. The record is from RefSeq and is a predicted model, not a curated record.